This is a messenger RNA of Rotaria sp. Silwood1, 333 nucleotides long. The record is from the annotation of a GenBank genome assembly. NCBI's taxonomy places the organism in Eukaryota, Metazoa, Rotifera, Eurotatoria, Philodinida, Philodinidae.
AUGGUAAGUCGUGAAAAUCUGAUAUUAUUUUGUGAAAUCGAAUAUGAUCACAUAGCUAUGGUUAUGUCAACAUAUUACGUUAUGACAAAUAAUUUAGAUAAUAUUAAUAUGAAUUUUUUACAUGAUUAUUGUCAACAAAUGACUAAACAAUUACUUGAACUUGCUCAAACAUUUGCAAGAAAAUCUCGACGACCAUCAACAAAAUUAACAUGUGAUGAUUUAAUUAAUGCUUUUGAAUGUAUGAAUAUAUUAUAUAAACAAAAAACAGUACAAAUUAAAGAACAUUUUUUAAGUGAUUCUUUUGAUCAAAUGUUUGAAAUUGAAUAUAAGUAG